CGGGGGAGCCUAUUCAUAGCAGCACCUGAACCGCAACAGUAGGGUUGUGUCGCGCCGCGGGCGCUUGGUUGCCAAGGUUGCGGCGGGGGUGCCCCCGAGGCGGGCGCGUGGGGUGCCGGGGCUCUCUGGCUCGCGCCUAAAAAGCCGACGCCCCCGCCUCCAUCGCCAUGGCUUCUGGCGGUGCGGGCAUGAGCGAGCGCGAACAGAGCGGCUGCCAGGAGCUGUUGGAGCUGCUUGAUAACGACGACCUGAUGGCCUUAACGGACACAGUGACCAAUCGCCUUGUGCAGCCAGAGAGUCGCCAAGAAGCCAUACGUGCCAUCUUAGUGUACAGUCAAAGUGUGGAAGAACUACUGAAGAGAAAAAAAGUCUUUAGAGAUAUGAUCUUUAAGUACUUGGCAUCAAAAGGCAUUAUAGUGCCUCCUUCUUCUGAGAAGCAUCAACUUAUACAUCAUGCAAAACACUACUGGUGUGAACAGUUGCAGGGUUGCGACACGGGAUUAAAACAUGACAAUCCUAAUAUAGAGAUACCUGAACAGGAAGGGAAACGAGGAGAAAAACAAGGAGUGGAGCAAGAAGAAGGCAACAAAGAGUGUCACAGCCUGGGACAAGAAUUUUGUCAGUGGUUCUUUGCUAUUCUGAAUUCUCAAAAUCCACUGUGUGGAGAACCACCUGAAGAAUGGGGACCACAGCACUUCUGUGAUGAUGUAAUACUAAAGUUUUGUUACAACACCUCAGAACAAAAUGUAGAAGAGUAUUUAGGUGCAGAAUUGGUGAGCCUCCGUUUACUGUCGUUGGUGAAAGAAGAAUAUCUCUACCUGAACCCCAAUUUGAAUUCUGAUGGCCUGAAGUGUGUAUCUUCACGGCAUGGGUUAGUUGUGGUGGCAAUAGCUGGCACAAUUCAUCGAAGUACUUGUUGCUUGGGCAUCUUUGAGCAAAUCUUUGGCCUCAUCCGCUGCCCAUUUAAGGAGAACACUUGGAAAAUUAAGUCUGUGCAUCUAAAAAUUGUUGGUCAGAGUGUCUUGAAAUCUGGGACUCCUGUGGAAAGACCGUGCAUAAAAUAUGAGAAAGAAGAACUCCAGGAGCUUGCCUUGAUUGAACCCCACAGAUUGUGAGGAGAAUGAAGGACAAAGGUUUGUUGGCCACGGAAAGUACAGUACACGAUAAUACUUGAGCAUUCAAAUGUAUUGUGUGCUUCUGUUUCUUGAGUCAGACUUUUUGAUUGGAUGACAAGCCAAAAUAUUAUCUUGAAUUGGCAGUUGUUGGGUAGACCUUAGUAUCCUGGAGGCUACAAAAUGGCACUUUAUUUGCCCACCCAGAAGUAAAAAAAGAAUAGAAGAUGAGAAAACACUCAUUUUCUCUCCUUCCCAUAAGUCUUCCUUUUCCUAUCCUUCCCCCCAUCCCUAUGCACUGAACAACACUGUGGAACUAAAUAAAUCAAAGAAUUUGCAAACAAAAGAAUGGAUGUAAAAUUUGGACAGGCCCUUCCCUGAUUAAAGUUGUCUCAUCUGAGAAUAGGAGAGGGACGAAGAGAAGAUGGAGUGAUAGGAAUGUGAGGCUACUGUUGGCUGCGUAUGCUUCCUAGUUGAGGAAAGAGAUCUAUAAGGAAUAUUAUGUAAGAAUCUCUAGAGUAGUUCCUUCGCUUUAUAUCUGUUGCUGGUCUUCAGUUUGCACUUGUUAAUAAUUUUCUUUAAAACUUUUUAUCUUCAUAAGGAAAAUAUUUACCCAGUAUAUUUAAGGAUGUAUAAUGUAAAAACCUUUAUUUAAAACUUCCCAAAUCCUAAAUCUCAGGGUUGUACAUAACAAAGUAUUUUGUUUAAUUUUAGAAUAUUGAAAUGCUGUAUUAUUGUGAGAUUAUCCAACUGGAACUUUGUACAAAAUUUCUUUUUAGGUAGUGUAACUAUUUCGUUUCCUCAAAAUUGUAACUACAGUUCAUUGUUUAGAAAGGGUAAAUAAAAAGUUAAUAACAGCCAA
Messenger RNA from Sphaerodactylus townsendi, 1974 nucleotides. It is a transcript of the gene LG04H3orf38, whose product is annotated as linkage group 04 C3orf38 homolog. The transcript has 3 exons. The coding region runs from base 168 to 1115 and encodes 315 amino acids. The record is from RefSeq and is a predicted model, not a curated record. Lineage: Eukaryota; Metazoa; Chordata; Lepidosauria; Squamata; Sphaerodactylidae.